AUGACUGAACAAAAUCCUUCGGUAACCGUCCAAGAUAUAUGGCGUGGACUGGAAGGAGUGUACAAAAAGGGAUUGACGAAAGCGAUAGGAGUGUCGAACUGGAACGGUGAACAGAUCGAGCGUGUCCUCAAAAUGCUACCAUUACCGAUUUCACAACUGUUGAGCUACAUCUUCAUUGGUCUCAACAUGAUUUACAUGAACUUUGUAAAAAGCACAAUAUUUCGGUUACUUCCUAUGCGUCAUUGGGAUCGCCUGGUCGAAGAAACGAAAUGGACAUCUGCUCCAAGUGAUAUGGAAGAUCCAAAUGUGAAACGUUUUGGCUGUGAAGUACCGUGCUCAAAAACCCCUGCACAGGUU
Ostertagia ostertagi is the source of this 357-nucleotide messenger RNA. Lineage: Eukaryota; Metazoa; Nematoda; Chromadorea; Rhabditida; Trichostrongylidae. The record is from the annotation of a GenBank genome assembly.